Messenger RNA from Spizellomyces punctatus DAOM BR117, 819 nucleotides. RefSeq lists its product as uncharacterized. The record is from RefSeq and is a predicted model, not a curated record. Gene Ontology annotation, cellular component: plasma membrane; SNARE complex. Lineage: Eukaryota; Fungi; Chytridiomycota; Chytridiomycetes; Spizellomycetales; Spizellomycetaceae. The transcript has 2 exons. Gene Ontology annotation, biological process: vesicle fusion; exocytosis. The coding region runs from base 1 to 819 and encodes 272 amino acids. Gene Ontology annotation, molecular function: SNAP receptor activity; syntaxin binding.
AUGUCAUACCGCAACAGACCACGGGAAGACUAUCCAGCUUCGUCAAUGUACCCUGAGGAGGAACCUGUCAACCGGUGGGCAGCUGCCGCGCAAGCUGCUGAAAGUGCUUAUAAUGGUGGCACCUCAACUGGCUACCGCUCUUGGGAGACUGUUGAAGAGGAGCCAGAGGACUACGACAACAGCGACUGGCUUGAGCGCAAGACAAAGAAAGUGCAGAAUGAUUCUCUGUUGAGCACUCGACGAGCUUUAGAGCGUCUGAAUGAGACCGAUUCCUUGGCUCAACAGAACAUGGAGAAACUUGCUCAACAGUCUGAGCAACUGUCCAAAAUGGACGGCCGCCUCGAAAGCGCUCAUAGCCAUGUUAAGGUAUCCGACGCCAAAGCUGACCACCUCAAGUCGCUGAAUCGCUUCUUCAUGCUUCCAUCCUUUGGGUCCAAGAAGGCAAAGAAGAAGGAAGCAGCGGCCAAGCGUGAGGCCGAGGAACGUGCAGCUCGAGAGGACGAGCGGCGACUGGAAGAAAAGGAGCGAGCAACUCGAGUGGAAAGAAUGCAACAAGUUCAAGGGGCACAAUACACUUCUGUAGGACGAAUGUAUACUACUCCGGAUGGCAUUGAAAGAGAUGAUACAGAAGAGGAGAUUGACAGGAAUUUGGAUCAAAUAUCGUCAGGACUUUCGAAAUUGAAGAUGAUGGGACAGAUCAUGAACUCAGAGUUGGAUGCACAAAACGUUCAAGUGAAUCGUCUUGCAGAUCGGUCUGAGUCGACCAAUGAGCGCUUGAAAGUUACAACACACAAAGUGCAAAGAAUUAUUGGCAAAUAG